AUAUUGAAAGCGGACCGAGUAAAAUAUUCAUAAAAUGAAAAUUAUAAGCGAUUUGACUUUAUUCUUAGUGCAGUAAUUUGUUACCCAGACAGACUCCGUUGUUUGACAUCGAUUACUUGAAGAUGGCCGAAGCUGCACAAAACUCUUCCUUAAAACAGCAGAAAGUCAUAAUACCCAACAAAUAUGGCAAUAAAUUAGUAGGCAUAUUACAUGAAGCUGGAACCAAAGAGAUUGUUAUCCUAUGCCACGGUCUUCGAGCCUCCAAGGAAGACAUUAUCAUGACACAACUUGCUGCUGCUCUAGACAAUGCAGAAAUCAGUUCUUUCCGCUUCGACUUCACUGGAAAUGGGGAAAGUGAAGGUUCAUUUGAAUUUGGCAUCUACUGGAGGGAGGUUGAUGAUAUACAUGCUGUAGCUCAACACUUUCAUGAAGCUAAUCGUAGCGUUAUGGCAAUUAUUGGGCACAGUAAAGGAGCUAAUGCGGUGCUUCUUUAUGCUUCGAAGUAUCAUGAUAUUAAAACUGUUGUCAACCUCUCUGGUCGCUAUGAUCUGAAGGCAGGCCUUGAAGGACAUUUAGGAAACAAAUUUAUGGAAAGAAUCAGGGAGGAAGGUUUCAUUGAGUUGAAGACUAAGUCAGGAAAUGCUGCUUAUCGUAUAACUGAGGAAAGUUUGAAGGAUCGGUUAAACAUAAAUAUGCAUGAAGCAUGCCUGCAAAUUGACAAAGAAUGCAGGUUCCUUACUGUGCAUGGUGAUGCGGACACAGCAAUUCCUGUUGGAAAUGCAUUUGAGUUCGCCAAGAUCCUACCUAAUCACAAGCUACAUAUUGUAGAAGGGGCUGACCAUGUAUAUACUGAUCAUUUAGCUGAGUUAGCUUCAACUGUGGCAAAUUUUAUGAAGGAAACUCUGCAAAGGGACAAGCUUAAUGCUAGUUAGGCAUCUACCUUGGCCUUCAUAUUAACUUUUUCUUUAGUUUUGGAAAUUAUUAGUAUUUCCUAAAAUAUAAUGGUGAUUGUCCAUCUUGCAUGGGGGUACAUUUCAGAACUCUGCUCAUGUGAAGGAAAGUCCUUUCCAAUUUAUUGAACGGUAGAAUCAUGAUUUGCUGUGACAGUAAUAUUUUACGUCUGCCUAAUCUUUUGAUGUACCAAUUUUAUCAUUCUUUUUUUGAUGAACUAAUGUACCAAUUAGCUAGUCACCGUA
This is a messenger RNA of Cicer arietinum (chickpea), 1196 nucleotides long. RefSeq lists its product as uncharacterized. NCBI's taxonomy places the organism in Eukaryota, Viridiplantae, Streptophyta, Magnoliopsida, Fabales, Fabaceae. The record is from RefSeq and is a predicted model, not a curated record. Gene Ontology annotation, cellular component: cytosol.